This is a messenger RNA of Trichophyton benhamiae CBS 112371, 1098 nucleotides long. RefSeq lists its product as uncharacterized. The record is from RefSeq and is a predicted model, not a curated record. Bases 1 to 1098 code for a protein of 365 amino acids. Gene Ontology annotation, cellular component: intracellular membrane-bounded organelle. Lineage: Eukaryota; Fungi; Ascomycota; Eurotiomycetes; Onygenales; Arthrodermataceae. The transcript has 2 exons. Gene Ontology annotation, molecular function: phosphatidylinositol binding.
AUGGCUUCGAGCCCCGAAAUCUCCAUUCCUUCCACGAGCAUUUCCGCUACGCCGAAACCUUACACUAUAUACAACAUUUCAAUCCGUCUACCUCUCCGAUCACAGACAGUCGAAAAGCGAUACUCUGACUUCCUCAAGCUUCAUGAGUCACUUAUCAGCCAGGUCGAGAAACCCCCACCAGCACCGUUGCCUAAAAAAUCCUGGUUUUCAGGCACCACAUCGAACGCAAAGUUUCGGGAGGAACGCCGCAAGGGUUUAGAAGAAUACAUACAGGCUAUCAACGGCUCUGAAGACUCCCGGUGGCGCAACUCUACAGCGUGGCGGUCAUUUUUGAAUCUGCCUCCAAAUAAUGCGUCCGCACGAGCUUCCAACUUACACUCGGCCAUCGCUGGGCCUGGGGCAGCAGGAGCACCGAUUACUGACCCCACGACCUGGCUAGACUGCCAUCGAGAUGUUAAGACACAUUUACAUGAUGCAAGGCUACACUUGACUCGACGCGAUCAAUCUUCAACCCCCCAGAAACAACACGAAUGCUCCGCAUCAGCCAAAAGCAGUCUUGUGAGAACAGGCACUUUAUUGGGGGCCUUGGAAGAAGGGUUGAAGAAUAUUUCCGGGAAUUCCGCCUGGAGCGGCUUCAAACUUGGAGAAGGAGAAAUUCGCCGACGUAAAGACCUGCUUACCAGCGCUAGAAAAGAAAAAGAUGCGCUAGAGGACCUCCUAAAUUCCAUGGCUGCCAAGAACAAACUGGACUCUGCUGUGGCUUCCAUUCCAGAUAAACAGGCCCUUUUGGGUAUAGAUGCAGCUACAGGGAGUAGAAAAUCCGCAGUUAAGGGUGGUCGGGUACUGGGGAAAGAGACUAACCGCACGCGGGAGUUGGAUAACGAAGGUGUUCUACAACUGCAGAAACAAAUCAUAGGUGAACAGGACACUGGUGUUGAAGAGAUAAGGAAGAUAAUUGCACGGCAAAAGGAACUUGGAAUUGCGAUCAAUAAUGAACUUGAGCUCCAGCUUGAGCUUCUGAACGUUGUUGAUGAAGAUGCUGGAAAGCUCAAGAGUAAAAUCGAUAUUGCACAGAAGAGAACAAAGAAAAUAUCCUAA